AUGGAUGAAUCUUAUGAUGUUAUUGUUCUUGGAACUGGUUUGACCGAAUGUGUUCUCUCUGGUCUUUUAUCCGUCGACGGAAAGAAAGUCCUCCAUAUCGACCGUCAAGAUUUUUACGGGGGUGAAUCGGCCUCGUUGAACUUAUCACAAUUGUUCAAGAAAUUCAGAGAAGAGGUUCCUGAACACCAAUUGGGCCGCGACCGUGACUGGUGUGUUGACUUGAUUCCAAAGUUCUUGAUGGCCAAUGGUGAAUUGGCCAACAUUUUGGUCCACACCAAGGUCACCCGUUACAUUGAAUUCAAGCAAAUUGCCGCGUCGUACGUUUAUCGUAGCGGGAAAAUCGCCAAGGUCCCAUCCAACGAAUACGAAGCCGUCAGAUCUUCUUUGAUGGGGAUUUUCGAAAAAAGAAGAAUGAAGAGAUUCUUGGAAUUCAUCGCCAACUACAAAGAAGAAGACGUUUCCACCCACAGUGGGUUGGACUUGGAUGCUAAUACCAUGAGUGAAGUUUACUAUAAGUUUGGCUUGGAAUCCGGCACCAAGGAUUUCAUUGGCCACGCCAUGGCUUUGUACUCCAACGACGAGUACUUGGAAAAACCAGCCAGAGAAACUUAUGAUAGAAUCCUUCUUUACGUCCAAUCCGUCGCCAGAUACGGGAAAUCCCCUUACAUUUACCCAUUGUACGGUUUAGGGGAAUUGCCACAAGGGUUUGCUAGAUUGUCGGCCAUUUACGGGGGUACUUAUAUGUUGGACACUCCAGUCGAUGAAAUCUUGUACGAUGAUGCUGGUAAAUUCGCCGGGGUUAAAACUAAGGAAGGUACUGCUAAAGCCCCAAUCGUCAUUGGUGACCCAACUUAUUUCCCAGAAAAAGUCCAAAAGACCGGCCAAAGAGUCAUUAGAGCAAUCUGUAUUUUGAAACAUCCAAUCGCCCAAGCUGCCGACUGUGACUCUUUACAAAUUAUCAUUCCACAAAACCAAGUGGGCCGUAAAAACGAUAUUUACAUUGCCACCGUUUCUUACACCCACAACGUCGCUGCCAAGCCUUACUACUUGGCUAUCGCUUCCACCAUUAUCGAAACCGAUAACCCUCAUGUUGAAUUGAAGCCAGCCUUUGAUUUGAUUGGCGAAGUCGAAGAACAAUUCAUUAGCGUUUCUGAUUUGUACGAACCGAAGGCCGAUGGUAAAGCUGACAAUGUCUUCAUUUCCAAAUCCUACGAUGCUAGUUCCCAUUUCGAAACUACCACCGAUGAUGUCAAGGACAUUUAUGAAAGAGUCACUGGUUAUCCGUUGAUUUUGAAGAAGAGGGAAGUUGAAGACGAAGAAGAAUUGAAUGCCAGUUAA
Saccharomycopsis crataegensis is the source of this 1338-nucleotide messenger RNA. It is a transcript of the gene GDI1, whose product is annotated as Gdi1p. Gene Ontology annotation, cellular component: cytoplasm. Gene Ontology annotation, molecular function: Rab GDP-dissociation inhibitor activity. The transcript has 2 exons. Lineage: Eukaryota; Fungi; Ascomycota; Saccharomycetes; Ascoideales; Saccharomycopsidaceae. Gene Ontology annotation, biological process: protein transport; small GTPase-mediated signal transduction; vesicle-mediated transport. The coding region runs from base 1 to 1338 and encodes 445 amino acids. The record is from RefSeq and is a predicted model, not a curated record.